GGGGCGCCGAGAGUUUUUCCUGACACAGCAUAACCACGGCACGACCUUGGGCGAGUCACUUCAAGUUCUCGGGGCUCGGGUUUCCCAUUUGUAAAGGGGCGUUGAUGAUACCUCCAGGUGGCAGGGGGAAAGAAAAGCCCACGUGACCAGGCGAGCCCGGCUGCUGUGAUAGGAGCGAGAGAAGGAGAGAGACUGCUUUGGGGUAUUCUCUUCGAGCUCAACGGAGACCAAAAAAAAAAAAGUCCUCUCUUAGCUAGAGACAAAGCGUGAGAACUUUCAGGAUUGGGGAGGGGGGAAAAGGAGCUUUAAUGGGAAAGUUGCCGGAGGGUGAGGGCGUUCAUCAAGUUAAAAAUAGACUCGCGUCCUCUACGCCGCUCCCGCCUCCCAGUCCCACCCUCAGGGUGGUGGCCCCCGCAGCUUAGGCGUUUUUUGCAUAGGUCUGAGUGACAGUUGCUUUGUCUCCCCCUCCCGGGGCGGCCCGCUGCCCUUCUGAGGCUCGGCUUUCCCUGCCCCCACCGCCUCCUCCUCCUCCACCGCCCGGGCGCCCCGGAGCCCGAAAGCCCGGGGGCGGAGUCACAGAACCCUUCGUCAUCCUCGUCAUCGUCCUCGAGGCUAGAGCAGCAGCAGCAGCUGCUGGAAGAGCUUUAGCCGCCGCCUCGGUUGGUUGGAGAGUCGUUUGCUGCCGCUGCUGCUGCAGCUGCUGCUGUGUACACGGCCCGCCCCUGCCGCCGUUGCCGCCGCCGACGCCGGUGGGGUUUUCGCUGACGUCCCCGCCCCGCCUCCUUCUGCCUCGAGACUUGGGGCCGAGGACCGGGUGAAGAGACGGCAGAAAGCGCACCGCAGCGAGGCUGCCUGUACGCCGGGGUUGCUGGUGGCAGCCUCGGGGCGGGGGCGGCGCGAGCGAGCGUGAGCGCGAGACCCGCUGCCGGGAGCCGCGAGAACCUCGGCCGGAGGUAGAGGAAGGAGAAGGAAGAGCCGUAUUAAAAGACUGUCGGGAACUCUUCCCCCCCCCCCCCCCCGCCCGGCCUCGGAGUCGCCGCCUGACCCCGGGGAGGAAGCGGCCCCGUGGUCGUCGUCGUCGCUUCCCUCCGCCUAUUCCAGCGCUCGGCCCCCUCCCACUCCCUCCUCCCAUUUCCCGAGCCCCUCGGCGAGCCUCGGCCACGCUCCGCGCCGCCGAAACAAAGGAGGGAACCAGGGAGCGGAGGCGGUCGCGCGAGCUCGGGCCCCCGGGCUUCCUCUCGCUCGCGCGCCCGGUUCCGGGGCAGCCAACGGCACCUGGGCGCUGUGGAGGAGACGGCGCCUGAGGAGGAGGCGCCGCUGGUGCUGCCACCGCCGCCGCCUGUGCUCCUGCUGGUGGGCGCGAGCUCCGCCCGGGAUCUGCCCCGCCGCACGCGCCUCGCCCGGCCCGGGAGCCGCCGCUCACCCUCCCUCACCCGCCCCUCCUCCUCCGAGCCGUCGCGAAGGCAGAGCCGGCCGCCCUCUUCGCAUCCUUCAGCCGCUCCCUCCCAUCUUCUUCAGGGUUUCUCGGCCGCCUAGAGCCCACUUCCCCAGAGAAAUGGCUCAGGAGACAAACCAGACCCCAGGGCCCAUGCUGUGUAGCACAGGAUGUGGCUUUUAUGGAAAUCCUAGGACAAAUGGCAUGUGUUCAGUUUGCUACAAAGAACAUCUUCAACGGCAGCAGAAUAGUGGCAGAAUGAGCCCAAUGGGAUCAGCUAGUGGUUCCAACAGUCCUACCUCAGACUCUGCAUCAGUUCAAAGAGCAGAAGCUAGUUUAAACAACUGUGAAGGUGCUGCUGGCAGCACAUCUGAAAAAUCAAGAAAUGUGCCUGUGGCCGCUUUGCCUGUAACACAGCAAAUGACAGAAAUGAGUAUUUCAAGAGAGGACAAAAUAACCACACCGAAAACAGAGGCAUCAGAACCAGUUGUCACUCAGCCAAGUCCAUCAGUUUCGCAGCCUAGUACUUCUCGAAGUGAAGAAAAAGCUCCAGAAUUGCCUAAACCAAAGAAGAACAGAUGUUUCAUGUGCAGGAAGAAAGUUGGCCUUACAGGGUUUGACUGCCGGUGUGGAAACUUGUUUUGUGGACUUCACCGUUAUUCUGACAAGCACAACUGCCCCUAUGAUUAUAAAGCAGAAGCUGCAGCAAAAAUCAGGAAAGAGAAUCCAGUUGUUGUGGCUGAAAAAAUCCAGAGAAUAUAAACUAAAUUACUACUUGUGAAGAGACUGAAUUUUGUUUUUGUUUUUAUUUUAAUAUAUCGUAGGAAAACAUUAAAGAGCAGAUGCAUGGCAUUUUCCUUUGAUGUUCUCCAGAGUUUUACUUUAAACUUGUCUGUCUUAUAAUUGAUAUUUUAGAAUGUUUGGGUGUUUGUUACAGGCAGAAUUGGAUAGAUACAGCCCUAUAAAUGUAUAUGCCCUCCCUCUGAAUAAAAUUGGAUGAUAACCUGCACCAUAAAUUGAAAUGCACAGAUACUGGAGAUGAGAUUAUUUAGUUCACAUGUGCCAAACAAAUAGUAAAACCUGCAUGUUUGCAGCAUAUAUCUGCCUUUUGGGAAUGUAAUCAAGGUAUAAUAUCUUUGGCUAGUGUUAUGUGCCUGUAUAAAAAAAUGGUACACCAGAAAAAGACUGGCAGUCUACGUUUACCAUAGUUAAACUUUGCCCUGUUAAUUUCUACAACUUAUUCUUUUGAAGCAGAAAGUAAGUUAUCUAUAAAGGAUCAGACCUUUCAGUGAAAUGAAUAUUUUUGGUGCCGUAUAUAAGCCAUGGUCUACUAAAUGCUGUGAAAGUAAGACAUUCUAACUCAAAGGGUAAAAACAUUGAAACAAGUUAUAUGGGAGUAAAUCCAUCCAAGUGACUCAAAGAUUUGAUUCUGUCUCUGAAACAGCGUGCUGGCCUGCACCAGAAGAUUUGUCUGCUUUACUCUUGUGUAGCUAAAAAUGUUGUGUAGCACAAUACUGUAGUAAGGUUUUUCGUUUGUUUACAAGAAGAAAUAAACGCUACAUGGUUUUACAUACAGCAGCUUUAAUCAAAUUACGUGCAUUUGAUGAAUCUUACUUUGCAAAAGGUAUUUGAACAGUUUGGUUUUUUGUGUAUAUCUUCUGUUGAAUGUGUUUUUGGUUCCAGAAAGGUUGUUUAAAGCUUUUUUAAAACUUCAGUUUUCAAUGUAAUUGCACCCUUCUGCAUGGAAAAAAAAAAAACCCAUAACCGACAUGGCUUAAGUGGUACCGAGAACCACUCUCAGAGGGCUGCUUUUAUCAUUUUAAUUGUACUUGGGUGUAGGACUAUAGUUGUUUUUGGGUGUAUUGCAUGGGCUGCAUUAUCUACAGCAUUGUACAAUAACAACUCUAGAAAAGGCAGUAAACUUCACUGAUGCUUGUCUGGUAAUAUCACUUCUGUGUUAUAAUGGAAGGUUUUUCUGUGAUGUAUGAAACUUGUGGUUUUUUUACAUAUAAAACGAGUACAGUUUAGACUAGUGUUGUGGUAAUGCCUGUUUUCAUUUGUAAAUAGUUAAGUAUGUACACAAGGCGCUACUUUUGACUUUUUUUUUUUUUAAUUGCAGUGUUCAGUCCUAGUUUUUACUUCACUCUUAAGGCAUCAGGUUUUUGGCUUAAAUUUCAUGUACUUUAGUUUGGAGUUAGAUAUGCAAAUGUGUACAGAUAGUUCAUAUUUAUGUAUUGCACAUAAUCAUGCUCCUCAGCAUUUAUGCUACAUUGUAUUAUGUAAAUAAUAAAAAUCAUGUACAGAGGGAA
Molecule: messenger RNA, 3744 nt
Organism: Trichosurus vulpecula (common brushtail)
Lineage: Eukaryota; Metazoa; Chordata; Mammalia; Diprotodontia; Phalangeridae
Gene: ZFAND5
Product: zinc finger AN1-type containing 5
Exons: 6
Coding region: 1556-2197 (213 amino acids)
Molecular function (GO): zinc ion binding; DNA binding
Source: RefSeq, a predicted model, not a curated record